GACAGAGAACAGUCGGCGAUAUAGAGCACCGUAGGUAGCCAGUCGCGCUUAAACGGCGCCCAGACGCGGACGUGCCCGCUAGUCACGUGAUCUAGUCGAUAACAAGCCAUAAAUCACCUGAGGGCUUCGAUAGGUAUCGAGUUGGGAGGUGGACGGAGACGACAGAAGAGGGUGACGCCAAGUGAAUCGUAGGUGUUGUGGUGCGCGAGGGUUGUUAUCCUUCUGAAAGGAUCUGGCAUCCCAGGUGGAUCAUUCGGUGACGAGGGGAUGAAGGGAACGCAUGGUGAGAUGGAUGGGGGAUGAGAAUAAGAGAGCAAGGUGGAAAGUGAAGGUCGGAUAUUCGCGGAGUGAGCUUUUGACGAGGAAGGGGUGCAGGAAGACUCCAGGAAGGAUGUGUUGAGGUGGAUUGGUGGUGGACUUAGGGGUGAGAUUGAGGUAGGGAGAAGGUGGAAGAGAAUUCCUAGGUGCAGAGACCAAGGAUAUCAGCAGCAUUUUGUUGGUGAAGAAGAAGAAAGGACUCUUGGAAGGUGUCGAGUGAAUCUUGGGUGCAGCGACUGACCCUAUCAUCCCUUUGCUAACAGAGGUGGUGAAAGAGAAUUCCUGGGUGCAGAGACUGAGGAUAUCGUCCUUGUGAUAGGGAAGAAGGUGGAGGACUCUUGGGAGAACGUGUCAAGUAGGUGCUGUGGAGUGUCAAGAUUUUGUUGGUGAAGAAGAUGAAAGGACUCUUGGAAGGUGUCGAGUGAAUCUUAGGUGCAGCGACUGACCCUAUCAUCCCUUUGCUAACAAAGGAGGUGGAAGGACUAUUUGGAACACGUGCUAAAUCCUAGGGUUAUUGGUUGCUGAAUCUAUUCUAGUUUCUUGCUUUCUGCUAGGAAAGGAGGUAAAAGGACUCUUGGAAGAGGGUGGCAAGGGAAUUCUAAAUGCUGUGAUGUCUGUCACCAUUUUGUUGGGGUAAAAAGACUAUGAGAAACAGGUGUCAAGUGACUCCUAGGUGUUGCGACUGGCUCUAUCCAUCCAUUUCUAACAGAGGGCCUGGAAAGACUCUUGGAGAAGGGUGUCGAGUGACUCCUAGGUGGAACUAACUGACUCUAUCAUCCUUCUGUUGACAAAGGAACACGUGUUGCAGUGGGUUGAGGUCUCAGCUCCCGACGCUAGGCAUCUACCUUUGAAAAGACACAGAGAUUAACCAAUGAAGACACGUAGUCUUGCUUAGGACAUAGAGAGGCCUGGGGUCAGUUUUAAACUCCCUUGCAGGCUUCCUUCAUAGAAGGAUAAAUAGAGUGCCUCCUGGACAUUAGCUGGUCCUCACUUUAGAUCUCUUUAGAUCUCUAAUUAGAACUCUACAGGUUCCAGUGAUCCUCUACAACCACCCUUCAUCGAAGUCCUUCAUUUCUAACAACCUAACCACCCGGAAUGGAGUAACAAGCUUCGAUUUCUAUUGAAAUCCGGCUAUUCGAGGCCGAGGUAUGAAACUAAGGACCACCAACCUAGCAGAAGACUCUUGAAUUCGGCUUCGAUCCUGUAGGUCUGAAAGGAACGCUUGCGGAAUUCCUUGGCCUGAAAGGUCAACCCAACAGUCCUCCGAGAAUGAAAGGUCUGACGCCUUAAUAAAAAAAAAACAGAACAGAGAAUAAAAGGCUCGAACAAUUGCCAAGCAUUCUUUUGAAGAGCAAUCCUUCCAGCUGCGAGAAGAAGGGGACAGCGAACAGCGGGAGGGUUCAGCAAGCCUGUGUCUUUCGUUGUUUGACGUUGAAAAUCUGACGAAGAGUAGUGACUUCGAUCUGUGCGCAGAAAGACCGAAAACUUUACGAAUGACAUCAUAGUUUCCUGCAGGUGGCAGAAUGAGCUAUCGAUCUUGGGAUUAUGGUAAGGAAGACAACAGGUAGCUUCGGUUAGAGUCUUAAGUAUCUCGAGCACACCUGGGAAUCAGUGAAGAGUGUCACGUGUGGUUGGACAAUCCUCAAAUUGAAGAGGAAUCUAGGAACCUAUUAAAUUAGGGAAGAGUCCUAGAAGAGCAGCUCUAAACAGUCUCUGGGGGAAUUAUCACCAUCUAAUAGGUGGCUAGGAGAUGUAAGUUAAGAGAAGAGGUGUAAAAAUUAGAGAGAAGUCCUAAUAGAACAAGCAGUGUUCGUAGUCAGUGCUCGGUACUCUAGGAAGCUUUAAAUGAGUUCAUACCAAAUCGGUAAAAACAUACUUGACGUAUCUUGUCACCGAGAGGUGUAUCAAGGACCGGGAAGAGGAUUGCUGUUGCGAAAGCCAUAUCAUAAGCUUCAAGGGGUCUACAGAGGCCAAGGGUAGUGACACAUACCUGAGAAAUUCUCAACUCGAAAAAAUCCUCAAAACAAAAAUCAAUUCUGACUACUUUCAAGCUAUUAUCAACAUCCACCAGAAUCCACGUGCGACAGUCAAGCCUUCAACGUACCCAACAGAAUUCACUCCACCUUCGGAGAUAUUCUUGUAUUUCUACAAAGGGCAGUACUUGACCAACUCGUCUGUUUCGUCCAAGUUUCUGUUGCUAUACGCGCGAGGAUGAUGCUGAUCCGGCAAUAGAGCCCGAGAUCAGCGAGUGGUCAAUCGUUUCUUGGGAACCUGAACGUUUACGAGCCUCGAGUAGCGAAAACAAGUCUGCCAGGUGGGAAGACGACAGGCAGCUCUGUGACUCGUCCUUUCUUUUUUUAGGGACUGAGCUGGAAAAGUGUGUACGUAUUAAGCAGGUGUUAACGUUGGAUUUUGAACAUUGUGGAGGACUCGGGACUCUUUAUAGUGGAGAGACUAGGGAUGAUAAUGUUUCAUUGGUUGGAAUAUUGAAGUUUCCACGUGGAAUCGUCAUUGCCGUUCUGCUGGAGAUUCUUAAGGAGAAUUGCUGAGGUUUUGGAAACUUAAGGGAGGCUUUGGAGGAGCAGAUUUGAAGGAGGACCUCUGAUAGCUGAGCGGGGAUCGUUAAAGUGCAAUUAUUCAUGCGCCACCUCGGAACACAGCAAACUGACAUUAUGGAUCCCUACGAGAACAUUGAUUUCAAUCAUCCGAGCAGCCAUCAUCUCCAGAGACACAUACUGAUGAAGAAGGAGAAUGAGUGCAACGUAGAAAGGACUUCAGUUGUGAACACAAGCAAACAUUCACAAGGCUGGUGUCCUGUAUUUUGGGACACAAUACUCUGCUGGAACUCGACGCCACCUGGAGAACUCGCUGUUAUGCGCUGUCCACCAUACAUAGCUGGCUUUGAUAGUGAGGCGAAUGCAUCGAGACAGUGCAUGCCUGACGGCCAGUGGUUUUGGAACGACGCUACCAAUGCCACGUGGACCAACUACAGUCAGUGUUAUCCGGAUUCGUUGGUACCCUAUGUGAUCAAGGAUUUCGACAGCGAAGGAGGCAACAAUCAAACUUUGACUAUGAGAUUCUUGCCGAUACUGAAGACCGUCUCAACGGUCGGUUACACCGUUUCCUUUUUCACUUUGGUGGUGGCGUUCUUCAUUUUGGCACUGAUCAAGAAAUUGCGAUGUCCCCGAAACGUCCUCCAUAUGCACCUGUUCGCCUCGUUCAUGCUGAGAGCGUUCAUGGCUCUGAUAAAGGGCUUCUUGUUCGUGUCUGGGAUCGGCCUGGCGACGGAUAUGACGUUCAAGGAUGGUAAAAACUAUUGGCUGGGAGAUGAGAACAACGGUAGUUGGCUGUGCAAGGCGUUCACCAGCUUGUGGCAGUAUUUUAUACUCGCCAAUUACUUUUGGAUACUGAUGGAGGGACUAUUUCUGCAUAAUUUGGUGUUUUUCGCGCUGUUCACCUACGCCAACUCCAAUAUUACUAUCUACGUGUGUCUUGGAUGGGGCCUGCCAGCAAUAUUCGUGUCUUGUUGGAUCGUGAUGAGAGUCAUACUCGAGGAUAACUACUGUUGGACCACUCACGAGAACCGUAAUCUGUUUCUCAUUAUUCGAGUGCCUACAAUGUUGUCUGUUCUGAUCAAUUUCGUGUUCUUCGUGAACAUAGUGAGGGUUCUCCUACUGAAGUUGAGAUCGACGGUAUCCGAGGAAACUCAACGAUACAAAUGGGCGAAGAGCACUCUGGUCUUGGUGCCCCUCUUCGGGGUGCAUUACACCGUUUUCUUGGGGAUGUCUUACAGCAUGGGCGUUAACGAGACUGUUGAGGUCGCCUGGUUAUUCUGUGAUCAAUUAUUUGCGUCGUUCCAGGGUUUCUUCGUGGCCGUUUUAUACUGUUUCCUGAAUGGCGAGGUUAGGGCCGAGGUGUCCAGAGCCAUCAGGAGCCAACGGCUUCCUCGUUUCCGUCCCAGAUGGCUUUCCAGACCGUCGACGUACUCCGGAAGCACGUGCAGUUGCAACGUAGCCAAGAUCGACAGACGCUCGAAGAGGCAGCGAUGGUGGACGAGCCCUUGGUCCCUUCACGAUAGGGAUGCUCGACGCUCUACUCACUCGACGGCGAGUACACAAGAUAUUGGCACGCGAGGAGGUAGUCUAGCGAGCAGUAGAGGCUACCUGGAAAUCGCAGGAAACGGACAGAGUGCACUUCCGGGUAACCAAAGUCAACGAAACAGUCAUUCGCCACCCCUCUAUAGCAAGUACACGGAUCAGUCGUUGCUUUCAUUCUGCUCUAACGUCUCAGAACUGACCCCAUGCACAGGUAUGAAUGUUGACAGAGUACGCGACCAUCAUCGUUGGAGCGACUCAGAGUGUUGUCAUUUAGCUUACGAGCUGCACAACUUGCACCACGGGCCACCAUGAGACUUCAUAAACCACCGAUAUAGAUUUAGUACAAUCGUUGCAUACCAAAGACGAAUCACCACCGACUGAUCAAUGAAAUAAUUCAAAUUUAACACUCUGCGCUCCAGAUUGUUUAAUUCCAGUGCAUUUUUGUAGAGUCACGUUCGACAUGGGACUACGAAGGGGAAAUGCAUAUGAACAUUUCGUUAUUUUUAUUGAAAAUACACAGACACUGUAUAAGAAACUUAUAUUUUAAACUACAUGUGACUUCUGUGUUUUUUGUGUCACUGUGAACUGAUGGUACGGCGUGGGUCGAAUGUGAGCGUAAGUUUGAUCGUUCUGGUCAAGUAUUAACUUGUACUUUCUUAUUAUGUGCCUGAGUAAUUUAAACAGUUGUAACUACAUUUAUAUUUUUUGAUAUCAUUAUGUUGUACCGUAAUGAUAUUUGGUAAUUGAUAGGAGAACUUGUGGAUAUACAACAUUAAAUUAAGAUAAGAGCAAAAUAUGGAAUACAAUUUUUUCAUUUAAAGCUUAGUUCUCACUAGCACGCUUUAAUACCAAUUACCAAAAUUGUACGUAUUUUUAAAUUAUUGGAAUAUAUGAGGCUAGAGAAUGUUUUGGUAUGUCAGAGUAUGUUUCAGUUUGUAUAGAAAUAAUAUAUAUAUAUAUAGGUAUGUAUAUUUACAAUGCAAACGAAUUGAAAAAAUAAAGGAAAACAAUAAUGAACUCACUCGUGGAACAGUUAAAGAAAAUUAAAAUGAAAACAUAAAUCCAUCUGGCUUCCCUAAUUUAUGUGAUAAUUAAUAAUAAAAAAUGAAAAUUUCCUUUAUCUUUUCUAUAGGUAAUCAGAAUCCUAAUGGCACCAUUUAAACUGCUAUUAAUUAUUCAACUAUUACAAUUAAAUUACUACUAAUUAGUAAUUAGUGUAUGAAUAAUUAAUUAAUCUGUACACUCUCUGUAAAUUACAACUGAUGAAUGUUUUUACUAUACAUAUAUGUGCGUGUACAUGUGAGUCUGUGAAUAUAUAUAUAUAUACAU
This is a messenger RNA of Hylaeus anthracinus, 5744 nucleotides long. RefSeq names its product parathyroid hormone/parathyroid hormone-related peptide receptor-like. Gene Ontology annotation, molecular function: G protein-coupled peptide receptor activity; peptide hormone binding. The transcript is spliced from 13 exons. Gene Ontology annotation, cellular component: plasma membrane. Gene Ontology annotation, biological process: adenylate cyclase-modulating G protein-coupled receptor signaling pathway; cell surface receptor signaling pathway. NCBI's taxonomy places the organism in Eukaryota, Metazoa, Arthropoda, Insecta, Hymenoptera, Colletidae. The record is from RefSeq and is a predicted model, not a curated record. Bases 2958 to 4727 code for a protein of 589 amino acids.